AUGAUUUUUUCGCGAUUUGACUCAUCAGAUGUUGACGAGUGUAGUGCUGACGUCAAUAUUUGUGGCUCUAAUGCAAACUGCAUUAAUACCAACGGCUCCUAUUACUGUUCCUGUCAUUCUAGUUUCACUAGAAGUGGCAAAGAAUGUGUAGGUAAGGACAUUUUGUAUAGAUUACUUUUGAAAUUACUUAUUCUAUUUGUGUGGGACACACAGAAGGCCUCUUGUUAGAGAACUUUGCUAAUUUUUAUAAACUGCUCGUCGUACAAGUUCACUUCAUGUUCAGUACUUGUUCGUCAUCUCUCUCUCAGAUUUCUUCCACCAUGUUCCUCUUGAUCGACUUCCUUACAGACUAUCAGUAGUAUAUCCGAGGAUGACUCUCAACAGGGCUGUUGAUGUUCUAUAGAGUACAUCAUCUGCCCAUUGAUAUCUCUUUUGUCAUAUUUUCUUAGUCAGCUCUUCAUUUUGGACAUAUGACUUUCAUCUUCUACAGUAGCGUCCCUUUUUUCAUAUUUCUCGUUAAAUAGGCAUCAAGCAGUCUUCAUAUACAAGGCUGAUAAUCCAAUACUGUAACAACCCAGAGCCAUAUUUUCUUCUCGAGGCAAAUACAAAGUCGAACUCUAUUUAUGAGAGAUAAAAUUUUUUACCUCCUAAUAAUGUUGGUAUUCUGUGAUCAAACAUAAUGUUUGAGGCAAGCUUGCCACCACUCCAGACGUAACUGUCAUGGCUAAGAACAGUUUUUGUACCCAUGAGAAUGUUUGAUAUUAAAAAAACCGCACGAAUGAUAAAAUUGUUUCAUAGCUAAGAUAAGCAAAGUCACAUAGUUUUUUUUUUCCAGAUGACAAAUAUAUAAAAUCAAUUCCGAAGGAACUUCUUUUGUACCCCUUAAGGAAAAAAGUCUUUCUGCGGAUUGGACUUUUUAAAACCAGUUUUAUCUUAGUUCCCUUGUUUUAAAUUAGGAGAUGAUAAAAAUUGUUUACCUAGAAAAGACUACUCCAUGAACUGUUCAGUGUGAACAGAUAACUUUUUAUAUUUCCCAGAUAUAGAUGAAUGCACAGCUGGUGUUCACAUUUGCCUUCGUGGAACAGCGACGUGCAUUAACACUAUUGGUUCGUACAACUGUACUUGUAACCUUGGUUAUGUUGGGGAUGGAAGAACAAGUUGUUAUGUGCAGUCAGCCGGUUAGUGGUUUUUUCUUUUAUAAGUAAUGUGAAAUUAUUUUACUUACAAUUGCAGAGGCUAGCAUUUUUUUUUCAUCUUAUACUAUCUCAGAUAUUUUCGUCUGACUUUAGAUGCUUCACUGAAGAUUGCUCUUCUUUAUUUUUUAGAAAUUAGGGCGGGUAAUGAUUCAAAAGAGUGAGUCGUGAGCCGUACAUAUAAAUAUUUUAUCUCAAAGAAAAUAAGAAUGAUAAUUUUACUCGAAUUGAGGUUCAAAGCUCUUUCCCACGCACAUGAUCAGAGGAGAAAAUAUCUUAAUAACAGAUUAAUGAACUGAUAAAAUGCAUGAAACAAGAAUGUUGUCAAUCAUUUCGAACUGUGUUGAAGCGAUUGAAUCUCCUAAAGAGUAUUAACAAGCUACAUAAGAAACGUAAAACACCAAGGAGACAAAUGAAAAUGAAAGAAAUGAAUCGAAACAACAAUGAGGUAGCGUUACUGUAACUCUUUAGCUGUGCAUUUAUCUGUUUUCUCUCAGAAUGUCAAAAUCCUGCAAGUCUCACAGAAGCUAACAGGAAAGAAACGUUCACCGGAGUUCUUUUAUGCGACAAUUCACUCGGUCCAAAUUGGUUUCGUUUCCAGGGAGCAGCCGGAAAUAAAAUGGCUGCCACAUGUGUUCCAACUUACCGCUGUGGAACGCAUGCAACUGGUUGGUUAAACGGGGUUCAUCCUACAGUGAGUGAGGGUAUAGUCACCAGGCAGGUCUGCUUUAAUUGGUCAGGAGGAUGCUGCGUCUGGUCCAUCAACAUCCAAGUAAGGAAUUGCAAUGGAUAUUUUGUGUAUUACAUCAGUGGUACACCUCCAGUGCAUCCCUGUCAUCUGCGCUACUAUGGUGCUGGCUAG
This is a messenger RNA of Pocillopora meandrina, 2055 nucleotides long. NCBI's taxonomy places the organism in Eukaryota, Metazoa, Cnidaria, Anthozoa, Scleractinia, Pocilloporidae. The record is from the annotation of a GenBank genome assembly.